Messenger RNA from Anolis sagrei ordinatus, 984 nucleotides. RefSeq names its product olfactory receptor 2AP1-like. Gene Ontology annotation, cellular component: membrane. The record is from RefSeq and is a predicted model, not a curated record. Lineage: Eukaryota; Metazoa; Chordata; Lepidosauria; Squamata; Anolidae. Gene Ontology annotation, molecular function: G protein-coupled receptor activity; odorant binding; olfactory receptor activity. Gene Ontology annotation, biological process: G protein-coupled receptor signaling pathway.
AUGUCUCCCUACCAAAACCUACAUGGAGUAAAUAAAACCAUGACCACAGAAUUCAUUCUUCUGGGGUUUAGUGGUGGCCAAGGAGUACAGAUUCUGUUACUGCUGCUAUUUUUGGUGAUUUACAUGUUGACCAUCAGCGGGAACCUCCUGAUAAUUUUUCUAAUUGUGUCUGAUCAGCACCUUCACACCCCCAUGUAUUACUUCUUGGGAAACCUGUCUUGCUUGGAAACUUUUUAUAGCUCAGUCAUCCUGCCCAGAAUGCUAUAUAGCCUUUUAACAGGAGACAGGUCUAUUUCCUUGAUAGGUUGCAUCACACAGUUUUAUAUUUUUGGCAUCCUUGUCACUACAGAAUGCUUUCUCUUAGCCGCCAUGUCCUUUGAUCGCUAUCUCGCCAUAUGCAAACCAUUGCACUAUACUAACUACAUGAAUGAUAAGUUGUGUAUCCAACUGGCCAUUGGCUCCUGGUUAGGUGGGGGUCUAGCAAUCACCAUAACAAUAUCUUUCAUGUCACAGUUAGUCUUCUGUGGCACAAAUGAGAUAGACCACUUCUUUUGUGAUUUUGGCCCAGUGAUCAAUCUGUCAUGCAGCAACACCAGAAUAAUCGGCACCUUGGUUUUCAUAAUGUCUUUUUUGUGUGCAUUUCCACCUUUCCUAUUGACUUGGGUGUCUUAUGUUUGUAUCAUUACCUCAGUUUUGAGAGUCCCAUCAACCUCUGGAAGGCAGAAAGCUUUCUCUACUUGUUCUUCUCACCUGGUUGUGGUGACAGUUUUUUAUGGAACUCUGAUUAUUGUCUAUGUUGUACCAAAAACAAGCACCCUGAGAGAACUAAACAAAGUUUUUUCUCUUUUGUACACUAUGUUGACUCCUCUUGUCAACCCUUUUGUGUAUAGUCUAAGAAACAAAGAUGUUCAGGAAGCACUGAAAAAAAUUCCUACAAAACUUGCAUUUCUUACUGGAAUCAGGAAUCCACAACUGUUGAUUUGA